Messenger RNA from Symbiodinium sp. CCMP2592, 795 nucleotides. Lineage: Eukaryota; Dinophyceae; Suessiales; Symbiodiniaceae. The record is from the annotation of a GenBank genome assembly.
AUGACCAGCACCAAGCCACCAAUUCCGACAAAGCUCCUCGUCCUGGACCUUCAGAGCGACAACCCUCGGAAGAGACUGGAGGCAGGCCUGGCAGUGGGCCAGCAGGCGCAGCUGAGCAGCGCACUCCAGGUUAGCCUCGUGGAUGGCGGCGUGAUCCCGCCUUUGGUGCGCCAGCUGAAGGAGUACCAUGGGCAGGAGCGGGCCCAGGCCGCAACGUCCCUGGCCCGUUUGGUCAAGGGCAAUGCUGCAGGGCAAUCAGAGGUAGUGAUGGCGGGGGCAGUGGCUCCACUCCGGCGGCAGCUGAUGGCAUCGACGGCUCUCCAGCGCACAGCUGCGGCGACCUGCAUCAGCCGAUUGGUAGAGAACAACCCUGAGAACCAGCGCGCCUUUGCCGUGGAGGGGACAGCCAGGCCUCUGAUCAGCUUACUGAUUGCAGAAACCACUGAGGAGCGAACGCAGGCGGCCGUUGCGCUUGGGCAGAUGGCCAAAGGCCAUCCAGAGAACCAGUCCCGGCUCACAGAAUCCGGCGCCGUCGAGCACCUCGCAGAAUUGCUACGAGCAGAAGAAGGGCUAGAGCGGGACUGUGCUUCCUUCAGCCUUGCCAACAUCUUGGACAUCAGCUAUGACCAAGUCAUCGCCGACAUCAGCCGUGCACGCGAGGUGGAUGUGGCUAUCCAAAUCUGGAAUAAUCUGCUUGCCGGCCGGAAACGCCUCGCCAACAUCGCACCGCCGAAGAAGAACCCCAAGUUCUCUUUCAGGAGCAACGUAACUAGCAGCAGCAACCUGGAUUCGUGA